Messenger RNA from Trichoplax adhaerens, 897 nucleotides. RefSeq lists its product as uncharacterized. Gene Ontology annotation, molecular function: glyoxylate reductase (NADPH) activity; NAD binding; hydroxypyruvate reductase [NAD(P)H] activity. The transcript has a single exon. The record is from RefSeq and is a predicted model, not a curated record. Bases 1 to 897 code for a protein of 298 amino acids. NCBI's taxonomy places the organism in Eukaryota, Metazoa, Placozoa, Uniplacotomia, Trichoplacea, Trichoplacidae. Gene Ontology annotation, cellular component: cytosol.
AUGGUCCAUCAACUUGGUCAAGUUGUACCAUGGAAGGAAGUGGAAAAUGAAGCUAUUGCUGGUAAAAUUAAUGGCAUAUUAUGUUCGUCCAACGACUACGUCAAUGAUGACUUAUUAAAGCGUUUACCUAACCUUAAAGUGGUUAGUAAUUAUAGCGUCGGAUGUGAUAAUGUCGAUCCGAAAGCAAUUGCAAAUCGUAGCAUUCAACUAGGGUACACACCGGCUUCUAAUGCUGAUGCUGUAGCUGAUUUUACCUUUACAUUAUUACUAUCUUCUGCUCGUCUUUUAAUCCCCGGUGCAAAGUUCUGGAGGUCAAAGGAGACUUUAGGUGAGGAUUGGUUGAGAUUAUCUGGUGAUGUCUACCGCAAGACAUUAGGUAUUAUCGGUAUGGGUGCGAUCGGUUGCAAAGUUGCCCAGCGUAGCCUUGGCUUUGAGAUGAAAGUACUUUAUCAUAGUCGUCGUCGGAAAGAUAGCCAUACAGAAUCUAGACUCAAUGCAACUUAUUGCAACUUAGAGGAUUUAUUGCAACAAAGCGAUUUUGUAAUUGUAGCUGUAGCUUUAACACCUGAUACUGUUGGCAUAAUAAGUAGAAAAGAGCUUCAAUUAAUGAAAAAAAAUGCAAUAUUAAUCAAUAUUAGCCGUGGUAAGACUGUUGAUCAUGAUGCUUUGGUUGAGGCACUUGAAAAUAAAAGUAUCCAAGGUGCUGCACUAGAUGUUACAGAACCCGAGCCUUUACCACUCGAUCAUAAAUUAUUAACUUUUGACAAUGUUAUUAUCACGCCGCAUAUGGCAUGGUCAACUUUCGAUGCCCUCGAACAUCAAUUUAAAAUGGCUAUUGAUAAUUUAAAGUGUGGAUUAAAUGAUCAGAAAGUACCUUACCCACUGGAACUCGACUGA